Ruditapes philippinarum (Manila clam) is the source of this 1064-nucleotide messenger RNA. RefSeq lists its product as uncharacterized. Lineage: Eukaryota; Metazoa; Mollusca; Bivalvia; Venerida; Veneridae. The coding region runs from base 146 to 955 and encodes 269 amino acids. The record is from RefSeq and is a predicted model, not a curated record. The transcript is spliced from 4 exons.
GCAGAAGAUAAACUUGUAACGCUAUAGAACGCUUCAGACGUCAGGUAGCGCGUGCAACGGACGAGCAGUGUUUUAGCGUGCGCUAGGUUAUUUUCUUCUUCUAUUAAAGACUUAAGGGAACGUUAAAAACAGUUUGAAAGAAAAAAUGUUUGGAUACGGAAAAAUUAGUUUUCUUUGGAUUUUAAUUCUAACACAAGUAACAGCUAGACAUGUUCCACUGGCAAGUCAACGAAACAGCGCACAAUCUCGGCCACGCCUUCUAGUUAUAAGACCACCCGAAGGAAGCGGACAGCCCAACAGAAUUGUUCUCCUUGCCAACCAAAGACCGCCGCCUCAGCCAACGAAUGCCUCGCCUUCUAUCUCAACCGCUUUAUCCGUCCUCCAAGAAACUGCGGCAGUUGCACAAGCCAAUCUGAACAGAGCUUUCGGUGGUCAUCCCCAAUCAGCGUUUCGUCAGCAGUCCAGUUCGUCCGGUAGCAGCAGUAGUUCUUCUUCAAGCAGUUCUAGCGGAACAAGAAGUCUUAGAAACCUUCUACAGGGCAUGCGCAGAUCAGGUCCUGCUACGUCAUCAAAUAUUGCUCGCGUGUCUGAUACUAUACCACGAGCAAUGCCUCCAGCACUUCCGCCGACAAAAAGAUUUGGUGAACUAAAUAUACCAAGUGUGAUAGAAGCCGCUCUUAGACGCCUCCAAGAGCGGGCAAGACUUCAAGGAAAUGUGCGGGACAAUAACGUUCUUCCAAGACACGAUUUUAGAAUGACCCCAUCACCUAGUGCACCUAGCACGCCUGAUCGUUCUCCAUUCAGUGGCGGUGUUAUUGAUCUCUCCAGGCUGUCACUCAAUGAACGAAACAAUCGGAACGAGGCAACAACUAGUGGCAACUCUGGGAGCAGAUCUAAUUCGAAAUACUCCAAGAUGGGACAUUGGAACGUUAUUGUCCUCGAGUACAUUAGGUAGAAAUGGUGUAUCUCCACGGGAGAAAAAUCAAUUGAAUAGGAAUUCGAACGGAGUUAGACAGACUCAGAAUGGAAAUGGACCGUUUGUGAAAAACAACGACCUGCUUCAA